This is a messenger RNA of Pelodiscus sinensis (Chinese soft-shelled turtle), 3106 nucleotides long. Lineage: Eukaryota; Metazoa; Chordata; Testudines; Trionychidae. The record is from RefSeq and is a predicted model, not a curated record.
UACUUUAGAUGUUCUUUUCAGAUAUCAAGAAGGCAUCAAAACAGUUAGGAUGCUGGGAGACUAUUAAGGUAAGAUUAACACCUCUUCCAUUUCAUACAGGGUUGUGACUGUGCUGGCUGUUGCAGUGAGGAUACGGAGCAAAGGACCAACCUGAGCUCACCUUUUUCCAUCUCUGAGAGGAGACACUGUAUAUUUUUCUUCACAUGAGGCUCAAUUUGAAAUAUUUGGAUAAAAUGAGAUGCUUGAGGAAACGAUCAGCAGUAUCAUUCUUAGGAGUGCUUGUCAUUUGCCUGCUGUUCAUGAACUUAUACAUUGAAGAUGGUUAUGUCUUGGAAGGGGACAAGCAAUUAAUCAGAGAAACAGCCACACACCAGCUUAAUUCAGAACGCUACGUUCACACUUUUAAAGACUUGUCAAAUUUCUCAGGAUCUAUAAAUGUUUCCUAUCGCUACUUAGCUGGCACACCUUUGCAAAGGAAAAGGUAUCUUACAAUUGGACUAGCCUCAGUCAAACGGAAAAAGGGGAAUUAUUUGCUCGAGACGAUCAAGUCCAUAUUUGAGCAGUCAAGUUAUGAGGAACUGAAGGAAAUUACGGUGGUGGUUCACCUAGCAGAUUUUGACUCAUCCUGGUGUGAAGGGAUGGUCAAGGAUAUUUCACAGAAAUUUGCCCAUCACAUCAUUGCUGGCAGGUUAAUGGUUAUCCAUGCCCCUGAGGAAUACUAUCCAGUACUAGAUGGCCUUAAGAGAAAUUAUAAUGACCCAGAAGACCGCGUGAAGUUCCGAUCCAAACAAAAUGUAGAUUAUGCUUUUUUGCUUAACUUUUGUGCUAAUCUUUCUGAUUAUUAUGUCAUGCUAGAAGAUGAUGUUCGAUGUUCUAAAAACUUCUUGUCUGCCGUUAAGAAAGUAAUUACCUCGCGAGAAGGUUCCUAUUGGGUGACUCUAGAGUUUUCCAAACUGGGCUAUAUUGGAAAGCUGUACCAUUCCCAUGACCUUCCACGCCUGGCUCAUUUUUUGCUCAUGUUUUACCAGGAAAUGCCUUGUGAUUGGCUGCUGAUCCAUUUCCGUGGGUUGUUAGCUCAGAAGGAUGUAAUCCGUUUUAAACCAUCCCUGUUCCAGCACAUGGGAUACUAUUCAUCCUACAAAGGAGCUGAGAACAAGCUAAAAGAUGAUGACUUUGAAGAGGAUUCAUUUGAUAUCCCUGACAACCCACCUGCAAAUCUUCAUACAAACAUGAAUGUAUUUGAAAGCUAUGAAGCAAGCAAGGCUUACAGCAGCAUUGAUGAGUACUUCUGGGGCAAAGCUCCUUCUACUGGAGAUCUCUAUGUGAUUGUAUUUGAAAAGCCUAUUAAAAUCACUAAAAUUAAAGUUAUCACUGGAACAGAAGACCGACAGAAUGACAUCCUACAUCACGGAGCCCUGGAAGUAGGGGAAAAAAUUGUAGGGAGCAAAAAAGGGAGGCAGUGUACUACUUAUUUGAGACUAGGGGAGUUCAAAAAUGGAAAUUUUGAAAUGACAGAUGUGGAGCACAAAGUUCUCUUUGAUAUUAACUGCAUGAGAAUACUUGUUACCAAAAGUCAAAAGGAAUGGCUGAUCAUUAGGAGCAUUAGCAUUUGGACAUCUCAGCAAUCAAAUCAAUGAGACAAAAUUACUGAUGUCCUCCUUCUUUCAUAGUAGAGUGAAUGCCAUCGGUUGAGUCCUAACUGGUGUCAUUCCCUAAACAGACUGACUGGCUGACUUCCAAUUACUUACUACUGACACUGGAAAUCUGGGACUAUUAUAAAAAACAAGCAAAAGCAAUUUAUUUUUUACUCGUCCACCAGGCAAUAUACAAACACUAGUUUGUUGGAAUGUUUGAAUUUUAUAGGAAAUGUAAACAAGUUCUCAUCCAUCUCUUAAGAUUCAGAUACCUUAUUCUUUUAUUUUCAUUUCUCCUUUGGGAAGAAGUGCUGUACUAAACAAAGCCAAUGCUUUUUCCAUUAUUCAGAAGUUUCGUAGGCUUUGACUAGUAUGUUGUCAAAUGAAAUUUGACUCUAUCGUAUCCACAUAUAAAUUAAUAAUCAGAUGGUAGUACAUGUUUGUACAAUAGUUGGUGCUGUAUUUGUUUGAAAGACACUUGUGAUAAUGAAAGUUUGUUAAUGGAGCUUGCAAUUUCAUUUGAGCACUGUAAGAAAACAGUGUGGUUAAACAUUGCGACUUAUUUUAAAUGAAAAUACAUGUACAAUUAUAAAUCUGACAUAAUAAUACUGUAAAAAUAGAUAACUGCAUCCACUAUCCUGUCUCAGAAAAUAUGCUUUGUUCUUCUCCCAGAGUCCUGGCAUUGAAGUGGGUCACUAGUUGUAUUUUCUGUCAGUUGGGACACAACUCUGCAAUCCUAGUUCAAGCACUUACACAGUCAAAGGGAGUUUUGGUUGAAUAACAACUGCAGGAUCAGCCCCUGAGCUUUAAGGAUAAAAUUAUCCUCUUGGAUUUGUCUGAUUGUAGUUUUUAUCUUUAAUAUUCUUUUCUUCCAGUACAUUCAGCAUUCCCAGUGAUGUCAGUGGGGGGACCUGCACAAAGCUGAACGCUACUGUACAGUCUGGGAGAAAAAAUUUGUACUCAGUGUUUAGAUGUCCAUCUCUUGUCUGAUGCAAAUUAAAGAUCUCUAAGGUUCUGCAGUAGAGGCUUAAGGUGAUAAAUGAUCCUCCCUGCUUGAUGUCUAUGCAAUAGAGCUGUGAGAAACAUUUCAUGCCAUUUGCAAAAACAAGAAUACUGAUUUUGCUGAAUAUGUGGGAAGUAAAUAAUUUGUCAAGUUAGUUUUGAAUUUUUUCAGAUUUUUCAGUGCUGAAUAAAUUUGCUUAGGAGUCAUCUUUUCACAGAUGAUGUGUUGGUACUACAGGUUGGACCUCUCUGAUCCGGCACCCUCGGGACCUGACUGCUCCCGAAUGAGGGGAUUUGCUGAGGGUCCUUCCCCUACUAGUCUGUGCUGCCACUGGGUUAGGGUUCCAGCUUGCCUCCGCUGCUUCCACAGCCCCCCAGGACUAUCUAAAUGCUGCUGACUCUGCUGCUGCUGGGACGGAGCACCAUGGCUGGAGCUCUGCAACCAGGGCUGUGUCCAGACUCAGGGGUUU